UUCUUGUAGUCUUAGGAUAUCGAAACAUACACAGCUCAAGUGGUCCAUCUAGCCUUGUGCCUCUGUGUUUCUUUCCUCCCUCCCUGUGUGCUCUGGGGAGGAGUGAGAAUUUUGUAUGAUGUCACAGGCUUCCCUCUUUGCCCUGGCUGAGGCAAGUCUUGCUCUCCCAAGUUUCAAGUCUACAUGUGCUGCUGUGUGUCCAUAGGGGAAGACCAGAUGACCUAGCAGUGGCGUACUCUUAGGGCUACAUUUUCAGUCCAGCUUCGCUUAAAAGCAUGACUGAGCAAACAGACUGCAGAAACCGUACCCACUUAGACCCUGGCGAAAGCCCAGUCAUUUCUGCUGUGAUGUUCUCUGCUGGCGUGGUGGGAAACGUGAUUGCGCUGGUGCUGCUGGAGACUCGCCGCAGGGAUUUCCGAGGGAAUAUUUCUCUGUUCUUCAUUCUUGUCUCUGGACUAGUGGUCACAGACUUACUCGGAACCUGUAUGAUCAGCCCUGUGGUCAUGGCUUCUUACGCCAGGGGGCUUUCGUUGAUCGAAAUGAAACUUUGUGAUUAUUUUGCAUUUGCUAUGACUUUUUUCAGCUUGGCCACCAUGAUGAUCCUCUUUGCUACGGCUUUAGAGAGAGCCUUGGCCAUUGGACACCCCUAUUUCUACGAGAGGUUCAUCAAGAAGCGGUGCGGGGUCAUCACCUUCCCGAUCAUCUAUGGCUUCUGUAUCUUCUUUUGCCUCUUCCCGUUAAUGGGCUUUGGGGAGUUUAUCCAAUACUGUCCUGGCACAUGGUGCUUCAUUGACAUGAAAAGUCGAAAUACCAAUUCCAAAUUCAGCAAUGUCUACUCCAUGCUUUAUGCCACCCUUCUUCUCAUCCUCAUCAUCGCUGUGUUGACCUGUAACCUCGUGGUCAUUGUCAGUCUGGUCAGGAUGCACAAGAGGCAGAAGACCCGUAGGAUUGGUUCCAUUACUGCCAAUAAGCGGGACAGGAUUUCCAUGUCUGAGGAGAUUGACCACCUCAUCCUGUUGUCCAUCAUGACCAUCGCCUUCAUUAUCUGUUCGCUCCCUUUUACGAUCCGAGCGUACGUUAACAGAGCUGCUGUUGACAAAGGCGAAGACGCAUUGGACCUCUUAGCGCUGCGCUUUCUGUCUGUGAAUUCUAUUAUAGACCCGUGGAUUUUCACCGUCCUGCGACCCUCUGUUCUCAGGGUGAUGCGUUCAGUUAUAUGCUGCCAUACCUCUUUCAAUAACAAGAGCAUCUCAAACUACCCUUCUCUCAAUACUCAUCUAACAACGAACGCCAAGCUAAAUAUAGACAAUACAUAUGGAAGUUCCCAGGAGAAGGGUGUAGCUGAUGGGGAUAAGAUUGCAUGGGAAGAAAAAACAGACACUUAAGAACAAUGAUCUUUGUCUAAGAUGGUAGAUGCAGAAUGCAUCUUAAAAGCACUUCCGAAGGCAUUUGAGCACUUACAGAAGUAGAUUCUAACUAAAGUUGGUGAAAGUUGUAAAAUUCUCUGUAUUGGAGUAAUAAGAAAACACGGAGUCUACUCGGCGCAAACCCAUGGACAGUAGGGCAGAAGGAAUGAGCAUGAUACAUGGUUACAAAUACACAACAGUACUGCACCCUGUGUUGCUUGGCUGUCUCUGAAGUGAGAAGCCAUUAGCAAAAUGGAGAGGUUUCGCUUCACCAGAAGGUC
This is a messenger RNA of Nanorana parkeri, 1687 nucleotides long. RefSeq names its product prostaglandin E2 receptor EP2 subtype-like. NCBI's taxonomy places the organism in Eukaryota, Metazoa, Chordata, Amphibia, Anura, Dicroglossidae. The transcript is spliced from 2 exons. The record is from RefSeq and is a predicted model, not a curated record. Gene Ontology annotation, cellular component: plasma membrane. Gene Ontology annotation, molecular function: prostaglandin E receptor activity. Gene Ontology annotation, biological process: adenylate cyclase-activating G protein-coupled receptor signaling pathway; cellular response to prostaglandin E stimulus; positive regulation of cytosolic calcium ion concentration. The coding region runs from base 276 to 1385 and encodes 369 amino acids.